Messenger RNA from Eruca vesicaria subsp. sativa (arugula), 2805 nucleotides. Lineage: Eukaryota; Viridiplantae; Streptophyta; Magnoliopsida; Brassicales; Brassicaceae. The record is from the annotation of a GenBank genome assembly.
CGCAGCAGCAGCCAUGGCUUCCGACUCUUCUCCAGGCAACACCAACGACGGUCCUUCUUCUCCCGGCGAAAACGCUUCAAGCCCAAUCGGCAACACCUACUCUUCUCCAUCCUCCCUCCGCAGUCGCCGCCGAGCAAGAUCCUCCACCCCUUCUCAAUUCGCCACUCCUUCCCGCCUCGGAGCCUCAAACUCCACCCCUUCCGCCGCCAGAUCCAACCGAGGCAAUGUCCCAGCGACUCCCUCACACACCGACGAAGCGCCUCCCUCUUCCGAUGAUGGUGGAGAAGACGGCGCCGACGACACCACUCCGACUUUCGUCUGGGGAACCAACAUCAGCGUGCAAGAUGUCAAAUCCGCGAUUGAGAUGUUCGUUAAGCAUUUCAGGGAAGCUAAAGAGAGUAGUGACGACUUGUUUAGGGAAGGCAAGUAUAUGGCUUCCAUACGUAAGGUGAUUGAGAUUGAAGGAGAGUGGAUUGAUGUUGAUGCCUAUGAUGUGUUUGAUUAUGAUCCUGAUUUGUACAACAAGAUGGUGAGAUAUCCUUUGGAAGUCCUCGCUAUCUUUGAUAUUGUCUUGAUGGAUAUUGUUUCCUCCAUCAAUCGUUUGUUCGAGAAACAUGUUCAAGUUAGGAUUUUUAACCUCAGGACUUCUACUUCCAUGAGAAACCUCAACCCUUCUGAUAUUGAGAAGAUGAUCUCUUUGAAGGGGAUGAUCAUUCGGAGUAGCUCUAUCAUUCCCGAAAUCAGGGAAGCUGUGUUUAGAUGUCUCGUUUGUGGAUACUUCUCUGACCCUAUCAUCGUUGAUAGAGGGAAAAUAAGUGAGCCUCCUACUUGCUUGAAACAAGAGUGUCUUGCCAAGAACUCUAUGACAUUAGUGCACAACCGUUGCAGGUUUGCUGAUAAGCAGAUUGUAAGGCUUCAGGAAACGCCUGAUGAGAUUCCUGAAGGAGGAACACCUCACACUGUUAGCUUGUUGCUGCAUGAUAAGCUAGUUGAUAAUGGAAAGCCUGGUGAUAGAAUUGAGGUCACUGGAAUCUACAGAGCAAUGACCGUCCGAAUAGGGCCUGCUCACAGGACUGUGAAAUCUGUGUUUAAGACCUACAUCGAUUGCCUUCACAUAAAGAAAGCAAGUAAGACAAGAAUGGCCGCAGAGGAUCCUAUGGAUGUUGACAAUAGUCUUCGUAGAGUCGAUGAAGAUGUAGAGUUAGAUGAGGAAAAGCUGAAGAAGUUUGAAGAACUCUCUAAACAACCAGAUAUAUAUGAGAAGCUUGCUAGAUCACUAGCACCAAACAUCUGGGAGUUGGAUGAUGUAAAAAAGGGUCUUCUGUGCCAGCUUUUUGGAGGGAAUGCUUUGAACUUGGCAUCUGGUGCUAAUUUUCGUGGUGACAUCAACAUCUUACUUGUUGGUGACCCUGGUACAAGCAAGUCUCAGCUGCUUCAGUACAUUCAUAAACUUUCACCACGUGGCAUUUACACAAGUGGGAGAGGGAGCUCAGCUGUUGGUUUGACAGCUUAUGUUGCUAAAGAUCCUGAGACAGGAGAAACUGUUCUGGAGAGUGGAGCUCUUGUUCUUAGUGACCGUGGUAUCUGCUGUAUUGAUGAAUUUGACAAAAUGUCUGACAGUGCGAGGAGCAUGCUGCAUGAGGUUAUGGAACAGCAGACUGUUUCAAUAGCAAAGGCUGGUAUCAUUGCAUCUCUAAAUGCUAGGACCUCUGUGUUGGCAUGCGCAAAUCCUAGUGGCUCACGUUAUAAUCCGCGGCUUUCUGUUAUUGAGAAUAUUCACCUUCCUCCAACCUUGCUUUCUAGAUUCGAUUUAAUCUACUUGAUUCUUGACAAGCCUGAUGAGCAGACUGACCGAAGGCUUGCAAAGCAUAUAGUGGCACUACACUUUGAGAACGCAGAGAGUGCACAAGAGGAAGCUUUGGACAUCACUACACUGACAAGCUAUGUUAGCUAUGCUCGCAAGAACAUUCAUCCUAAACUAUCAGAUGAAGCCGCAGAGGAGUUGACCCGAGGUUAUGUUGAGCUUAGAAAAGCAGGGAAAUUUGCUGGUAGUAGCAAAAAGGUCAUAACAGCGACUCCUAGGCAAAUUGAAAGCCUGAUCAGACUUAGUGAGGCCUUGGCUCGAAUGCGCUUCUCUGAAUGGGUUGAAAAACAUGACGUGGAGGAGGCGUUUAGACUUCUGAGAGUUGCAAUGCAGCAAUCAGCAACCGAUCACGCCACUGGGACUAUUGACAUGGACCUAAUAAACACUGGAGUCUCCGCAAGUGAACGAAUGAGACGGGACAUCCUUGUGUCGUCAAUUCGAGAUAUAACUCUUGAGAAAAUGCAAAUUGGAGGAUCAGCAAUGCGCUUGUCAGAGCUACUUGAAGAACUGAAGAAGCAUGGAGGCAACAUAAACACCGAGAUUCACCUACAUGAUGUAAGAAAGGCAGUUGGAACCCUAGCCAGUGAAGGGUUUCUGGUGUCUGAAGGUGACAGAAUCAAGAGAAUAUAAUCUUCUUGCAGUUGGUGAGAAAAGCUUUAAUGUUUGCUGUGGUUGAGAGUUUGAUGAAUUGAGUAAGCCUAAUUAAUAGGGAAACUUAGCGACUGACGGGUCCAUGUGGCUCGGCCCAUUUUCUCACUAGUUGUUAAUCUGUACUGAGUUUCAACUUUAAAGACGAUCUAUCUUCAACGUUUCAUUUGGUGUCAGUUUCUUUUAGGUGUACCCCUUCAUCAAAAUUAUUAACAUGCAAAACAUACAUGUCUACUAAAGCAUCUAUAACGCCAAUCCUUUUUUUUAAUCUAAUGUAUAUUAAGCAUUUAAAU